Messenger RNA from Striga asiatica, 390 nucleotides. The record is from the annotation of a GenBank genome assembly. NCBI's taxonomy places the organism in Eukaryota, Viridiplantae, Streptophyta, Magnoliopsida, Lamiales, Orobanchaceae.
UUGGCUCAGGGGGCGGCGAUUUGGGGUGGUGUCGGAGAGGUGGCGUUCUGCCUCCCCGUCAAGGUGCGGUCGUUUCUUCGCGGCUGCGACGGCGAGGACGGCUGGAGAUCGAUCGCCGACGCUAGGGCUGCAGCGGAUCGCGACUUUCCUCGACCUGGUGCGGCUGAGACUUGUGGCAUCUCGAACGGCUCUCCGGCGCGGUGCUGUUCGUAUGCGGGGCCAUCGCCGGUGGUCUCGUCAACGGGAGAAAAGUGUUCGCGAUGGGCUGCUCGGAGGCUAUCCCAAACAAAUUUACCCGGUUACGGUUUUUUGGAUUUUUUGUUUUCUUGUACGAUUGAAAAUCGAUUGGUCUUGCGAUUUCGAGCUUCGGAAAUGGCUUGGGGAUCAUGA